AUGAAAUUUCAGCAACUUGGCACUCCCUAUGGGGAGCAGGAACUGUGGGAUUCUGUCCGCAAGGCCAUGAUGGACGUGGCCGACUGGCGGAAGCAGCUCAUUACAGGGACUCUCACGUCAGACCAAAUAAUGCAACUUAAGUUGAAAAUCACUCAGAAAAUUGACUGGGGAAAUCGGAAGCUGGGGCUGGACCUGGUACCGCGGGUGGAGGGGGAGAUGGUGGACCCUGAUGCUGUGAGUGUGGUGGAGCUGCAUCGAGUGCACGCUCUGAGUUCAGAGGCUUCCCAGUCACAUUCUCAGGGGCUUGGUACUCUGGCUAAGAGGAAGGAGAAGAGGAAGGUGCUGAGCCAUCACUUGUUCUUCUGUAUGCGGGACUUUUCGUACCAUUUAGGAGAAGAUGCGGAAGUGUAUUUUUCACUGUAUGAUUCACAGAAACAGAAGUUUAUUAGUGAAAGAUUUCUAGUCAAACUAUCAAAGGAAGGAUUUUCUAAUUAUGUAGAAAAAAUUCAUUCUAACUGCACCAUAUUUACAGACCUGGGAAGUGGUGAUCUGGUGUCUGAUCUGUAUAUUGUUGCCCAUGUUGUGAGAGUUGGAAGGAUGCUCUUCUCAGAGUCAGUAAAGAAGAAUUCUUCGCAUAAUUACCGAAGACCAUAUGGAGUAGCUGUGUUCAGAUUAGUUCAAACAGUGUUGCAAGGAGGAGAUGGAGAGGUUGAAGUAACAGGGAAGCUCUUUACAUCUGAUGAGAAGGACUUCUGGCAACUCCAUGAAUUUAUUAUAAAGAAGCAAACUAAUAAGUGUAAUAUAUUGUCCAAUAAUGUUAGCUAUGGGCUGGUGGUAAGUGUCAAGAUGGUGCAUGGAGAGCUGGAGCAAGCAACUAAAGAGAAUCCCCUUUUGCUCAAGAAUGUCUGUGUUACUAAAAAACUUGGAUUUUCUGAUGUCAUAAUGCCUGGUGAUGUCAGAAAUGACUUGUAUGUAACAUUGAACAAUGGGGAAUUUGAGAGAGGGGGUAAAUCUGUUGGGAAGAACAUUGAGGUGUUGGUGUUGGCCUUGGAUGCUGAUGGACACCCACUACAGUGCAUAUACAGUGGUAUGGGCCAUGAAGGGACCACAGAGCACUCUUCCAUGAUCAUGUACCAUAACAAUUCUCCGCGAUGGAUGGAACGUUUAAAAGUAGCUAUUCCUAUAGACCAGUUUGCAGGAGCUCACCUCAGAUUAGAAUACAGCCAUUGCUCAACUCGUGAAAAAAAUGAGAAGAAGUUUUUUGGAUUCUCAUUUAUACGUCUGAUGGAUGAUGAGGGUGGGACAACCCUACGUGAUGGCUCCCAUGAGCUGUGUGUGUACAAGUGUGAUGAGCGGUCCCGUCUGGCCGACCCCAUGGAGUAUCUCACCAUGCCCUACCUGUCCAAGGCAGCUGCAGACUGUGUCUAUUCCCUACCUUUUCAGAGAUCUCCAAAAGAAAUAAUUGUUGUAGAUACUCUUCUCUGCUCAACCAAACUUACACAAAAUGUUGAUCUUUUGUCUUUGUUGCGAUGGCGAUCAGCUCCAGAGGGCAUUGGUGAGACUCUCUCCAGGUUGACGCGGGUUGAUGGUGCCGAGACAGUAAAGUUCCUACAAGAUGUGCUUGAUGCACUGUUUGCGAUGUUCUCAACUGAUGAUGGGAAUUCAACCCAACAUUCAGGCCAUGUCUUCCAGGCCAUGGUCUUUAUAUUUAGUCUUCUAGAAGACAGUAAGUUUGAACACUUCAAGCCUGUUAUGGAUGCCUAUAUCACAGGACACUUUGCAGCUGCUCUUGUUUACAAGGGUCUCAUCAGCUGUGUGAGGCAUUUAUCAGACCUCUGCCCUCAGACAGAAAAACAAGAACCAAUCAUGAGAUGUUUUCGUUCCCUUGAAUAUAUCUUUAAAUUCAUCAUCCAGUCAAGAUUACUCUUUGCAAGGGCAACUGGAGGACAAAAUGAGGAUUCCUUUAGAGUUGAUGUGGACUCCUUAUUUGAGUCAUUUGCUCGCAUGCUAAACAUGAACCUUGAAAAUAUUGAGGCUUCUCAGAUGACUCUGUUGGAACACCUGCAAGGAACAUGUGAUCAACUGAGUAGAGUGUUGACUCCAGGGGAAGUGGCCAAUCAUAUCAAUACUUUAUUUAAUGCAACUCCUGUGGAGUCAUCAAGAGUGAUUACAAGAGCCAAACUUCAUGCAAUGAAAAAUGCUGUCAACUCAACAAUUUUUGAUGAUGAUGAGGGUCGAGAGCUGCUGCUGCAAACCAUCUGUACUCACUUAAGACAACACCUGGACAACAGACAGGAGCUGACCCUUUGUGCUGAUGUUCUGCAGGAUAUCAUUAUUCUCACUCAUAAACACACCAAAAGAUUUCCUUCUAGUAAGCUACCAGCUACACUCCAUCAAGAUAUUGAAGAGAUAAUGCUGAACUUGUUCAAUGUUUUAGUUCAAGUUAUAUUAACUUUGGAGAGAUCUGCACCUAGCUCAGGCGCAAGUACUUUAAAACCAGAAGCGAUGGGUCUAGCAAGUACUUUAAAACCAGAAGCGAUGGGUCUAACGCAGCUUCUCUCAGCCUUGAAGACCACUUUUGUCCCAACACAAGCCUCGCUAGUCUUGGGCAGCUUGUGUGUCAACCUUUCCGUGCAGGAUGACAUUCGGGGAUCUUUGGUAGCCUCCCUCAUGGGCAUCCUACAGCUGAUGCGGGAACCUCAUUACACCAAACUGUGGGAUGCUCACAUGAUCUCAGGAAUACACCACCUCCGCCAUCUCCUCCACUCAACCAUUGUUUUGUUGGCUGACCUUGUACGGGCUGCUGUCUUUCCAAGUGAUUGGUUUGUCAUGCGCAUGGUCACCAAUUACACCAUUCUUGCAGCCAUGCAAGAAAUUGCACAACCUCUCAUUGCCACUUUCUUAAAGCAAGGAAGAUUUGAUAAUCAGCUCUGGAGCAGUUACUUGAAUCUAGCUGUUGGAUUUCUAACACAACCUUGCCUGCAGCUGGAACAGUUUUCUCAACAAAAGCGACAUAAAGUAUUAGAACGUUACAAUGAUAUGAGAGUUCUGAUGGGAUUUCAAAUUCUUUCUAUGUGGCGUGAAUUAGAUGAUCACCGGCUUCACUUCAUCCCUGGCAUGGUUGGUCCAUUUCUAGAAGUGACUCUGGUACCAGAACCAGAGCUGAGGAAGGCCACUUUGCCGAUCUUUUUUGACAUGAUGCAGGCUGAGCAGCAGGCAAAGGGUAGCUUUAAACAGGUUGAAACAGAGCUUAUCGAUAAGCUGGAUAUUCUAGUGAGUGAGAACAAGGGUGAUGAUGAAUACCGCCAGCUGUUCAACACAAUUCUGUUAGAGAAAGUACGUUCAGAUGACCCAGUGUGGCGGGAGAGUGGCACAGCUUUCAUCAACUCAGUGACGCGACUGCUGGAGAGGCUGCUUGACUACCGUAAUGUUAUGCAGGGUGACGAGAAUUGUGACAAGAGGAUGAGCUGUACGGUGAAUCUUUUGAAUUUCUACAAGAAUGAGAUCAACCGACAAGAAAUGUAUAUACGGUACAUUUAUAAGUUACAUGACCUGCACGUCCCGGCUGGUAACUUCACCGAGGCAGCAUUCACUCUACAGCUGCAUGCCAACCAGCUGUCUUGGACACAGCGGAUGCUCCAUGCAGACCACCUCUAUCAAGCACAGACAGAGACACAGAGGAAGGAAUUGAUAUAUAUGAAAAUCAUCAACUAUUUUGAUAAGGGAAAGUGCUGGGAGCAAGGCAUUCCUCUGUUGGAGGAGCUAGCCAAUCAAUAUAGGACCUGCCUCUUUGACUACCAGAAACUAAGUGAGGUGCUAAGACGACAGGCCUCAUUCUACGAGAAAAUCCUGAGUGGCAAGCGCUAUGAUCAUGAGUACUUUCGAGUUGGAUUUUAUGGUCUUGGACUUCCACUUUUCGUUCGAAAUAAAGUCUUCAUAUAUCGAGGGCUAGAAUAUGAGCAGAUUGGCACCUUUACCCAACGAAUCCAGACAGAAUUCCCACAGGCAAAGAUGUUAUCUCACAACACCCCUCCUGAUGAUACAAUACGAUCCUCAGAUGGACAAUAUAUCCAGAUAUGUGCAGUGAAAGCCUUGCCAGAGAUCAACCCGCUGUUUGAUGGUGUGGAGGUGGAUGAACGGAUCCUCAAGUAUUAUUCCAAUAACCAUGUCCGCCAGUUUGUGUAUGACAGGCCGACUCACAGAGGUCCUGCAGAUAAGGAAAAUGAGUUCAAGAAUUUGUGGAUAGAAAGAACUACCUACACUACAGAAUUUGAGUUGCCUGGCAUUCUAAAAUGGUUUGAGGUUGUGGAUCAGAGGAUGGAACAGCUCUGCCCUCCACAGUAUGCCUGUGAGACAGUAGACAGGCACAACAAGCAACUUAAACAAAUUAUAAUACACUACCGAGCUAAUCCUCAGGAUAACAUCCAGCUCUUCACCAUGAGACUGCAGGGUACAAUAGAUGCUGCAGUCAAUGGAGGUAUUGCCAAGUACCAGGAUGCCUUCUUUGGGCCAGAUUACCUUGUGGUUUACCCUGAAAAUGCUGACCAUGUUAACAGGCUCAAGGUUCUUUUAUCAGAUCAGACAAUGAUCCUUGAAGGUGCCUUAGAUCUUCAUGGUAGAAUUGCUCCAUCAGCCAACCAACCACUACACAAACGUCUUGUUGAGGUGUUUGAGGGGUUGAGGAGUAAAGUACGAAAGAUGUGUUCCACACCUCAGUCUCAGCGGUCCACCUCCUCCCUGCAGUCCACACCUCCGCCCCCACCCACUCACCGACGUGCUGACUCAGACCCUGCCACUGAGUUCAGGAGAACAGGCUCAAUCAUCAAUUCUCCACUUCCUCCAUUACCAUCUGACAAAGGUGCAAUUAGCUUAAGUUCUUCCUCCACUUCGGGACACUCUUCGCAGCGGUCCUCUCAGUCCUCAUCACUGUAUGCCCACUUCCAGUCAGGCUCUCAUGAUGAUGAUAUCUAUGCCAAACCUCAGGAAUGGGAUGGAAACCUGGGAGUACAACGAGACUCCCGGCCACGUUCAGCCUUCAUCUCGGACAGCAGAGGUUCUUCACCAAAGUCACUCUCAAAGUCACUUAAUAAUGACUACAUGAUUGUCCCUCCACCUAAGCUCAGUGAUGAGGCCCAUAGGUGGCGAUACUCCCGCCCUCCUAGUCCCCGUACUGCCCGGAGCUCUAUCACUCAAGACUCAGCAAACUCCUUGUGGUGUGACUCACAGGGUUCUGAUGAGUCAUUACCUCCGCUUCCCCCAAGAGUCGGGGAGCGGCCAGCCAGGUCUAUAAGUCUUGGUGGAGAAGAAGAAGCACCUCCUCCUGUGCUUCCCAAGAGGAUGGGCAAGAAGUGUCCAUCGACUGCCAUGUUUGGGUGUGAGCAACUCCUGGGUGAUGGUGUGGAUGGACUCGGCUAUAGUGGCGGUGGCCUUAGUAACGGCUUUCCUGCCUCCACCCCUGGCACCCCUCCGCUGGUCUCCCCACGCAAUCAUCGCACCCCACCACCACCACCCAUACCCCCUAAAGCCAUUUCAACUCCUCUUACACCACUCUCUCCACCCACCGGCUUCUCCCCUAAUACUUCAGCUGAAGAUCUAACUCCAACCACACCAACUAAUAUAAACCUAAGGAAUCUUGAUGAACUGCAUCACAACCUUCUUGAGAACUACUCUGUACCACCCCGUCUGCAGCCUCCUCCUCCUCCCUCUCCAUGAAAGUGUUAGAAUUCCAGUGGUCUUAUUGUUCUCUUCUUCCCUUACAUUCCUACAUAUGUUCAUAACUACUUCUUGAUGCACAUUUUUUUCUUUUUUUUUUCUUUUUUCAAAUUGUUAAAAAUUUUUGUUAAUCUUUUAUAGCUUUAUUUCUUAAGAUAAUAUUUUGUUUAGUGUGCUACUUUUUCCUAUAAACUGAAUUGAAAUAUUAUCACCUCAGCACACUAGUUAUUUAUUGAAUUUAGUAUUUAUGGAUACAGUAUGUGGACUAAGCUAUUUUAAGGUACUGAAAUAUUUUUUUUUUCCUGCAUUUCUAUUAUGGAUUAGAGAAUGGGCUUGUUCAUUUCUGAAGAUUCAACUUGCACAUCAGAAAUCAUCAUAUAGGAUAAUAUAUUCUUACUUGCUUACAAUUUGUACAGAAAACCAGUAAGUUAUUUGCUAAUUAUUUACAAAAGUGUUUGUGAAAAUAUUCAGGAAAAUAGCACAAUCAUUUACUGAUUAUUUACGUAAACAUUUUCAAAAUUAAAAAAAACAAAACAUAAUCAUUCCCUGAUACUCCUCAUAACAAAUGAUCACUCAGCCAUGCACAAUUACUAUCAGUCUGUAUAUAUAUAUAUAUAUAUAUAUAUAUAUAUAUAUAUAUAUAUAUAUAUAUAUAUAUAUAUAUAUAUAUAUGUAUAUAUAUAUAGACACACACACACACACACACACACACACACACACACACACACACACACACACACACACACACACACACACACACACACACACGGGCGGAGCGGAGAAUGUUGCGCGGUCUCCUCACACCCGCGCCCCUGUCCACCCAGCAGUGAGUGGGUACCGAGUGUUAGUCGGGGGUUGUGUCCCGCCUCUCGGGGUGGCGGCCUGGCACCUGCCGCGGCGUGUAGCUGAAGGGUGCAAACCCGUGAUCCCCAAAACCCUGCUUCGGCCAAACCACAA
This is a messenger RNA of Portunus trituberculatus (swimming crab), 6669 nucleotides long. RefSeq names its product dedicator of cytokinesis protein 3-like. The transcript has 36 exons. Gene Ontology annotation, biological process: small GTPase-mediated signal transduction. Gene Ontology annotation, cellular component: cytoplasm; plasma membrane. The record is from RefSeq and is a predicted model, not a curated record. NCBI's taxonomy places the organism in Eukaryota, Metazoa, Arthropoda, Malacostraca, Decapoda, Portunidae. Gene Ontology annotation, molecular function: guanyl-nucleotide exchange factor activity; small GTPase binding. The coding region runs from base 1 to 5712 and encodes 1903 amino acids.